UUCGGAAACAACACUCGUGUGCACACGAGUGCACACCAGCCGUUCGGAAACACUCAGUGUGCACUCGUGUGAAGUCGUUCGGAAACACUAGUGGAGUGACAUCCCUAGCCACCAAUCCACCCGACGAAAAAGGACGUGGAGUCGGUGGGACUAGCGAGAAAAUCUAGUUUUGGCGCGUGUUAUUUACAUUACUAUACACUAGGUGUAUAGUAUAUCGUCGAUUAGAAGGACGGCAUCGUGCUGUAAUGAUUGGGGAUCUACCCGUGUUUAAUUCUAAAGGAUUGCUUGUGCAGGAUGUACAAAGUAACAAUAUUAUCGUGCCUAUAUGUGAGGAGACAGCAAAAUUCUUCAAUUUGCGGCUUACUGAGGAAUCACCUAUACAUGACAACGGUGGUCCAAAUUCUGCUGACAUGGUUGAAUUGGGUGAGAAAACAGUUUCAAGUACGGCAUCCUGGAAGAACGAUAAUGAAGUGAGAUGCCUUAUUUCUAAUCUUUGGCAAGAUCACCAAAACCAUUUCAAAAAUAUGAAGAGCCGGGAUGUAUGGCUUAUGAUUAGUAAAGAAUUAAAAAAUAGUAAUCCAGAAUGGAAUCAAAAAUCUCCUGUCCAAUGUGAAAACAAGUGGAAGGACAUAAAGAGGAAAUACAAAGACCAUAACGGAAACGAAAGACCAUAACAAUCAAUCUGGGAAUGAUCCUAAAACCUGUAAAUUGUACGAAGAAUUGGAAGAAGUUUUAGGCGAACAGUCGUGUGUUAAACCCAUUGCUGUUGCCUCGAAUCUUAUCAAGAGGAAGAGAGCAGAUAUAAAAGCCAAAGAUCCAACUUAUUUCGAGGAGAUGAGUGAAGAUUAUGAGUCACCAACUGAAGGUGAAGAAGGUCCUUUAUCAAAGAAAAGACAACGGAAGAUAACAAAAGUUCAAAGAGAGUUGCAAGACUGGUCCACUGCUCUUCUUUCCGAGGCGAAAUCUCGAGAAGAGGCGAGGGAGUGACGUCACAGAGAGAACAUGGCUGAAUCGAAGGCAGCAAUGGAUGCAUAUAAAGAGAUGAUGGGGAAACUUAUUGAUAAGUUGUGAGUCUUUUUGUAUU
Messenger RNA from Harpegnathos saltator (Jerdon's jumping ant), 1084 nucleotides. RefSeq lists its product as uncharacterized. The transcript has 4 exons. The coding region runs from base 246 to 674 and encodes 142 amino acids. NCBI's taxonomy places the organism in Eukaryota, Metazoa, Arthropoda, Insecta, Hymenoptera, Formicidae. The record is from RefSeq and is a predicted model, not a curated record.